AUGCCUUUGUGGCGUACCAAAUCCCACCACAGCCAGGCGGAGAGCGAUGCAUCGUCGAUACAACCGGCCGAAUACGCCGAGAACGACCCGGCUGCGUCGGCUUCGCAGGCGGCCGGGACGGCGUGGCUCGCUGGCCACUUGAAUCACCUCACGCCGGACCAGGAGGAGAAGCUGAAGGAGUUCAAGACGCUGUGUGAGCGGAAUGGGUACUAUAAGCCUGAGGGGCAGGGUGAGAGUGGGAAGGCCAGUCAUGAUGAUGCGACUAUGCUGCGGUUUCUGCGCGCGCGUAAGUUCGAUGUGAAUGGCGCUUGGGGCCAGUUCAAAGAUACAGAGGAUUGGCGCAAGGAGAAUGCCAUCGAGGAGCUAUAUGCGAACAUUGAAGUGGACUCGUACGAUGCCGCGAGACGGAUGUAUCCGCAAUGGACGGGUCGUCGGGACCGGCGCGGUAUUCCCAUUUAUGUGUUCGAGAUCAAGCAUCUGAACAGCAAGAAUAUGGCCGCUUAUAAUUCCACGAUGACGGACCCCGCCUCGACGGCAGAGACGCAUCAGUCCUCGACGGUGCCGCAGCGCCUGCUGCGCCUUUUCGCCCUCUACGAGAAUCUCCUCCGCUUCGUCAUGCCGCUAUGCACCCAGCUCCCGCGCCCUCACCCCGAGACGCCGAUCGUCUCGUCAACGAACAUCGUCGAUGUCAGCGGGGUUGGGCUUAAGCAGUUCUGGAACCUGAAGGGGCACAUGCAGGAUGCGAGCGUGUUAGCUACAGCGCAUUACCCAGAAACUCUGGACCGGAUCUUCAUUAUCGGCGCCCCCGCCUUCUUCCCCACCGUCUGGGGCUGGAUCAAGCGCUGGUUCGACCCAGUCACCACCUCCAAGAUCUUCAUCCUAUCCGCUGCAGAGGUAAAACCCACCCUCACCUCCUUCAUGGACCCCUCCAGCAUCCCCAAGCAAUAUGGCGGCGAACUCGACUGGCAGUGGGGCGAUAUGCCGAACCUCGACGAGCCCGCACGCGAACUGGUCGGCGCGCUGGAGAUCCCUCCUGCCGAAGGCGAGACCAAGCCUUCUUUCACCAAGGGGCCCGUCCUGUUCAAGGGCGACCACGUCGAAAUCCUCGGCAAAGUCAACGGCAAGAGCAGACAGAGGACUGUUCCUGUGCCUAUGCCUGCCAAGCAAGAAGAGAACACGAAUACACCGGAUGCAGAACUGGAGGCCAAGAUGGCUGCUACGAGCCUAGCGCCAGCAGCAUCAUCAACAGAGCAAUCCGAGGUCCAGUCGGAGAAUGAAAACGAAAAGGUUGCGUUGGACAAUGUUGCCGCGGAGAAGGUUGCUAACGGGAAUGCUCAGACGGUAUCUGCUUAG
This is a messenger RNA of Aspergillus fischeri NRRL 181, 1353 nucleotides long. RefSeq names its product SEC14 family lipid-binding protein. The transcript has 4 exons. Lineage: Eukaryota; Fungi; Ascomycota; Eurotiomycetes; Eurotiales; Aspergillaceae. The record is from RefSeq and is a predicted model, not a curated record. Bases 1 to 1353 code for a protein of 450 amino acids.